Molecule: messenger RNA, 7798 nt
Organism: Pseudogymnoascus verrucosus
Lineage: Eukaryota; Fungi; Ascomycota; Leotiomycetes; Thelebolales; Thelebolaceae
Exons: 5
Coding region: 294-4754 (1486 amino acids)
Biological process (GO): protein import into nucleus; RNA export from nucleus
Cellular component (GO): nuclear pore
Molecular function (GO): protein binding; structural constituent of nuclear pore
Source: RefSeq, a predicted model, not a curated record
CCGCGAAUCAAGAAAUCACUUUGCAUUCAGCGUGGCCAAAUACUUUACAUCAACUACGGGCUCCUACACAUAAUUUCCAUGAGGUUCCGUUCCCAGCAAACCUCUGUACGUUGAUGGGCGCGUCGCAACCUAAAAUACACAUACGAUUCUUGAAAGGCCCAUCACUUUCGUUCGUCGAAGCACUAUUUGAAACCGCGCCACAUCGCGACCAAAUGCUCAAUUUGCCGUUAAGCAACCAAUAUACAAGCACGGAAUAGGAUCACUUCUGUUGUACUUCGCGACCUGCGCGAAUCAUGGCUUUCAGCUUUGGAAAUGCCAGCCAGACGGCCUCUGGGUCGGGGCAGGCCCAAAUCGGCCCUGAUCUCCUAGAUAUUCAGACAGAGGCAUUGGGCUUCUUAGCUAUUGCUGGGGAAGCCAAAUUACAGCUGCUUCCGUCCCCAUGGCCGAGCACGAACCUGCCGCCACCUACCUCAUCCCUCAUGAGUAUCGCUCCGAAAAAAGGGCUUGUUGCCGCUGCAGGACCAGAUUGUGUUAUAUUAGCGACGACAGAGUCAAUACGAAAAGCAUACGAAGGACCACGGAUAGGCGAAAGUCACACUCGCCCAUUUCACGCGCAGUUGACACUCCCGAUGCCCAUGAGGCUCUCCCAGGUGACGUUUACAGCCGACGAAACGUACCUGGUGUUGUCUGCUGAGGUCGGAGGAGGCUUGGCUGUCUACGAGGUCCAAAAUCUUAUGAACGGGUCCCAGGCGUCCUCUUUUGAAAUGUCUACAAACUCGGCCCCCCUCCGAGCCGCAGUUCCAAACCCAACACCCGAAAAGGGUGAACUCCUGGCCAUUGUUACCAUGGACGGCAAACUCAUGGUAGCUAAUCUGAAAGAAAGGAAUUUUAUAUCCGGCGCUACUGGUCAGAUCCUUAAGGAAGGUGUAAGCUGUAUUUCCUGGAGCGUCAAAGGGAAGCAACUAGUCGCCGGCCUUAUUGAUGGCUCGGCUUUUCAAAUGACCCCCGAAGGUGUGGCCAAAGCACAAAUUCCUAGGCCGCCAGGUGUUGACCCCGGCUACCACGUCUCUUCUAUCACAUGGCUAGAAAAUGACGUCUUCAUGAUGGUUCAUAAUCCGUCGAACAUUGACGCCAACAAUGCGCCCACUUCUGUAUUCCAUCUUGUGACUCGGCUACCAAAGUCUACAGAGCAUAUUUUUCAGAAAUUGGCCGAUCCAGCCCCAAACUUUGGUUUGAACCGCAGCCCGCCUUAUCAUUUCUUACUACGCCUUAGAGACUUCCCUCCGAACCUUCGAGAUCUUAUCAUUGUGUCGUCCACCGCGUCUACGGAUAUUGGGCUUUUCACAAGAUCUGCGGUUCCUUUAGUUUCAGACAAGCCCGCUGAUAAGGUAACUGAUGUCUUCACUAUGACUGAGAUGUCGGAUGAUUCUCGGCGAGCACAGUUGCCUGUAAACGAGGCAAUGGAAGACACAUCGCCCAUAGGAGCGAUUCUAGAUCUAUCUUCUAGAGAGAGUGUUCCCAGACCCAUUCCAAGUGAUGAAAUGGACGAGUCUCGAACGCCUUUGCCAGCUUUGCUCGUAUUGAACAAUGAAGGGGUUUUGGCUUCGUGGUGGGUCGUAUAUUCGGAAUCUGUUCGUCAAGGAACUUCAUAUCCUGGUUUGGUUGCAGCGGCCGCGUCCCAACCCGGUGGUGCCAUGCAGCCUCUUUCAUCCAGCCAAAAUGCACCCUCCGUACCAGGUUUUAACCAGACAUUUGGCUCCCCAUCAAACGUAGGGAGUGCAUUUGGCGCCACAAACAAACCCGCAUCCUCCUUUGGUAGUGGAACCGCAUUCGGGGGUCAGCCUAAUAAGCCGUCGGGUUGGCCUAGCACGUCUUCCGGCCCGGUGGCUACAACUGGACCUGCCUUUGGAGCACCUUCCUUUGGCACCCCAGCCACACCAGCUUUUGGUGGCCCAAAAUUUGGCACCCCUACCUUCGGGAACGCGGCAUCACCGGCUUCGGGAGGUGUUGCUUUUGGUAAUUCUGCACUUCCAGGCAGCCGACCUUCUCCAUGGAGCGCGGCAGCAUCAGGAGCGCCAGCAACCACAUUUGGUCAACCCUCAGGUCUCGGAGUGGCAGGAACUACAGGCUUGGGAACUGCAAAGCCACCUGGCUCUGUGUUUGGGUCAGGCGGUGGUUUAGCUGCUCCUGCUACUGGUGGAUUUGCUUCAUUCGCUAGCAAUGGCGGGUUCGCAGCUGUGGGCACAUCACAGAAAGACCAGGGAAAUAUAUUUGCAACUAAAUCGGAAUCUACAAGCUUCUCAUUGUCGCCGAAGACAGUUGAUAACACAUCCAGCUUUGGCUUCAAUGGUGGAACUCCAGCUGCCCCGCUUAGAGGCACCUUUGGUUCGCAGGGUUUCACUUUAGGGUCGACCUUUAAACCUGAUAGCUCUCGCAAAGACGAUGGCCAAGGGACUGGGAAAGCUGGAAGUGGUCCAUUCUUUGGCGGCGGAUUCGGAAAGGCUCUGGGAGAGGCCCAGGUAUCACCUAUCGUUUCUAGUCCGGAAGCAACUAUGGAUGAUACCACUGACUUAGGCCAGGAGCCCACUGUUGCUCCAAAAGACACUGUUACGGAACCAAUUAUUAAAACAGACGAGGGCCUUCUAGGGACUGGACCCGCCAUAACCGCCCCUAAAUUUCAGUUCCCGACGUCACAACCAAAAGCUAUUGGCCCUGGGGGGCCAGCACCUAAACCGACCAACACUACGGCGCCAAAUGUGCAGAUCCCAAGCUCGACAAGCUUUAGCUUCGGGCCUCCAGUCGGAAGUACAGAAUCGAAAGACACUGCCAGCCAUACCAGGGAAUCUGCACCCGUUUCUGAAUCUAUUCCAGUCUCGAAGCCAAGAUUACCAUCGAGUAACGAUGUUAGCCAAAAUUUACCCAACGUGACCAAGGCAGAACGCCCUUCUGCUGUUGCCUCCCAAGAGAGCCAACGGGUUAGCGACGCCCAUGUUCCGGCCAAAAGUCAACUUGAUGCACCUCUACCACCUGAUUUCAUCAACCUGCCAAAGCCGCCUGCUACCCAGACGCUCAACCCGGACAAGCCACAACAAAGCAAAAGCCUGCCGUUCCAACAAGCAGAUCUUACCCCCCCGCUCCAUGUGCCGUUUAGCCCAGGAGAGGGCCCAGGUUCUGAUUAUUCUGAUGUCGGGGAUCAAAGUUAUAGUGACGAUGAGGAAAAGAGUGAUGAAGACAGUGCGAACGAAAUUGCCAAUGCGGACGGCAAUACACCAGGUUUAACCCCCGAAAGUUCUUUUGACAAGCCCAAUUAUGCAAAUCGUGGAAACGCAGCAUUUGCCACUGGCCCUCUUAGUGGCCACCAACCACCUUCUAGAUCACUUUUUGGAGAAAUCGGAAACCGCAAUACUCCUGUUUUGGCGCCGCCUAAACCGGAAAGUCCACGAUCGCCAAGCCCUAUUCGUUCGUCUGUCCCAACCCGGCUUCUUGGCAGGCCGGACGCAUCUCGAUCAGUUAGUGCUCCUAUUGCAGCAUCACAAAUUUUGGGUGCCCGUGCGGCGCCCAUCUCUAGCAAUGCUUUUGGGAAGGCUGGUGAAUACGGAGAAGAAGAAGCCAGACGACGCACUGAAGCGUCCAAGAAGAAAGAAGCUGAAGAAUCCCAAGCCUUGGUGGACAUAGAAGAUGACAGGAUGCAGGACUUUCUCAGCAGAGACGUAGAGGGCACAACAAGGCUUGAUGAGUUUGUUGCACAUCAGGACUAUGUUGGCGGCGCAGACAAAGACAGCAUACCGUUCCAAGUUGAAGCUGUCUAUCGUGAUAUUAAUUCCAUGAUAGACACACUGGGUGUAAACUCACACACAGUGAGAAGCUUCACUAAGGGCCAUACUGAGCACUACAAAGAUGCCGGUCGAGAAAGAGCCGACUUGGAAGGAGAUGAAACAUGGUGCCUCGGAGAAAUCGAAAAUCUAUCUAGCAUCAUCGAGAAAGACUUGUUGAGGGAGCUUCAACAAGGCUGUAUUAAGGAUGUUGACAGCAAGCUUCAACUUUGUUCCAAUUUCGUCAAGGAAUUAGUUAAGCUACGAACUCGCACCGAGGACGCCCUGAUAGUUAUCACUUCCAGUCGCGAUCAAGAUCACAUAAACAUCAACAGGUCUCAGCCAUUAACAGCUGAGCAAAUCGCACAACAACACGACCUUCGAAAAGAUCUGGCACAUUUUCAGAAGCUCCUUGGUGACGCCGAGGAGCAACUUAUCAUGCUUAGAGCUAAUAUAUCAUCCUUUACCGGCUCUGGUGGGAAAUCGGGCCCAGGUCCAACUACCGAGGCCGUUAUGAGGACGAUUGUGAAGAUGACAGCGAUGGCUGAGAAACGCAGUGGUGAUGUGGAUGUCAUAGAAAACCAAAUGCGCAGGCUGCGGUUCAGCUCGGUUACCAGCAAUGACCGUAACAGCCCCGAAGGCUCUCCAUUCGCGAGCCCAACAAAGUCCGCUAUGCGCCAUAAUACGACUUUCGCCAAAUCUGGACGUCCAUAUACGCCAGACGGGACUCAAAAGGGGUCCCGCGCCCUACAUAUGUCAUUAUCAUCGUCUACACGGUCGCAAAAUCAGUCGACGCCGCCACGAAAGAAACUUGAAGGGUUCACAGAAGAAGAUAAAUCAACUAUCAAAUGCUCCUUCUCAAGAAAAAGAGAGGUUACCGAUAAGUUGAAGUUGGCGUUGGAAAGGUCCAAAACCAAAGUCCGUCCGAUGGAAGAUGAAUGAUGUCUUGCCAUUACGGACAGAAUGCAAAUUACCCUUUAAGAGGCGCUCUCUUUCUCUAGACUUUGGGGUUCUUCCUAAAUGUAGCUUCAGGCUGUAAUGAUUUGGGACCAGACACAUACGAAUAAUGUUUAUCGAGGAAUAUCGAAUGUCAUAAAUACUGUAUAAACAUUUCCAAGUUAACUUUUGGCGGUUCUUAUUGGCUGCUGACUAAUGUUCGUGAAUUGCAACACCUCGUUUCCGUGAUGCUUACGGGCGUAACAACGCCUCUUGUGCCUGCUAUAUGAUCCUAAUCCAACAUCAAGGAACCAAAGUCUAUUUUCGCACGCAGCCUUAUUUCGGGGCUUUGAUACGAAACCAACUCUAUUUCAAUCCAACCAAGCAAAUUCUAGCUCAAACUUGUUAGCGCGUUCAUGCACCAUACCUCUUUGGUCCCCUUCAAUGCGCCCAUCUCGUUUUAUUUACCCCGACGAUUAAACCAUUCACAAUCUCAUUCUGGAUAUGGAUCCAUAUCCUCCGUGGCAAAAUGGCCCACCCGAUAAUCAACUAACGGGCCACCCCCCUUCUGCGGACGGAACAGCAAGGCUCCAGGCGCUUAGUUCUAACUCUAAUUCUACAAGUGGCCCUAGUCCUAGCCCUGUAGCUGCUGCUCUCCCGGAAACUCGUGUUAGGCGGCGGAACCGCAUGAUUACAUCUUGUUUGGAAUGCCGCCGAAGGAAGCUCAAAUGUGAUAAAUCUCAUCCGUGCGUGAACUGUACCAAAGGCCACCGAGACUGCAUAUUUCUGGCCCCGGCACUCGACCAAGCUAGCCGGCUAAAAUUAACGGAGAUAAAGGACCAAGUCGGAUCCUUGGAGAGUUUGCUUGGGAAGGGGCCUCAGCAACCGCCUUCAGCUGCUACCUUGCCACAUAUUAAAGGCAAUCCAGCCGAUAUUAAGGACGAAGACUUGCCACAAGCAGAAGAUGAGAAAGACCUGGAACCAACUCCGCUCGCCGUUGUGGACGCCGUAUACGAGGAUGAUGCCGACGAUGAUCUCCUCGAUCUUGGUAUUCAAAUAGGCAGGAUGAGAAUUACAGAGAGAAUUGGAGGCUUCUUUCGACCGCGCCUCGCUCAGGAACUGGCGUAUUCCCUAUAUGACACGUCGAAGCCGCCCCUCUCGCCAGACAAUAGCAAUACUACCCGAUCGGGCGUCCAAACCUACCAAUAUCUGAUGCCUAGUCCAGCAUACAUUGCGCCGGCUUCGGGGUUUGUUUUUGGCCAUGCUGAUAGUGGCUCUUCUCUCAUUGACUAUCUGCCUACGCGGUUAGCAGCGGAUCGCUUGGUUAAACAGUAUUUUACAGUUGUUCACCCUGUCGCGCAAUUGCUUCACUAUCCCAGCUUUGAGAAGGAAUAUGAGAACUUUUGGGAUGAUAUUUCGCUUGGAAUUGAACCUCCUACUUCGUUGCAGGCAAUCGUGUUUGCUGCAAUGUUCUCUGGGGCGGUCAGUAUGAGCGAGAUGGUUAUUUUGAGAGAUUUCGGUGUGCCUAAGGACCGGUUAAUCGAUAACUUCAAGUCGGGCACAGAGACAGCGCUUAGCAAGUCUCACUUUCUACGCACUACGAAGGUUGAAACCUUGCAGGCAUUUGUUAUGUAUCUUACCCCACUAUGCCGUGCAGAAACAUCACGAGCGCACUCGGUUUUAGUCGGAGCAGCAAUCCGCAUGGCUGAAUGCAUGGGCCUCCACCGAGAUGGCGAGACAUAUGGGUUGAACCCCAUCGAGACCCAAGUUCGACGACUGAUCUGGUAUCAGUUGUGCUUCUUAGAUAUCAGAACGUGCGAGGCUCAAGGACCAAGGCCAUCGAUACGUAGAGGCGACUUCGACACUAGGUUGCCGAUUAAUGUUAAUGAUGUAGAUUUACACGCCAACGGUAAGCCUGUGACUGGUGUAGACCGCUGGGUGGAUGCAACAUUUACGACGAUGAGGUUCGAGGUCAAUGAGAUGAUGAGACUUAUCUGGAGUGAAAGGCCUCGCAUCGAGUCUCGCAAGUCAACAUUAACGAAUCUUCUUGGCAAAAUCGAAGCUUUCCGACAGCACUUAGCUGAGAAAUACGACCAUCUUAUUGACGAGCGCGUACCCUUUCAAAGGUUUGCAAAAAUGGUUAAAAACCUUCUAUUGGGGCGCCUAACUGUCAUGGUACUACACCCUUAUCACAACUCUGUCCAGAACAUGAUGCCUCCACGGCUACACAAAAUGCUGAUAGCUGCGGCAACAAAUACCGUCGAGAAUGCCAUGUGGAUCGACAGUGUGCCUGACGUGCAUCCUUGGGCUUGGUAUGGAGGAGCAUUUAACCAGUACCAUUCAGCAUUUUUGUUACUUUUGGAUAGCCACUUCUUCUCCCAUGGCGAGAACCUGGACCGCAUUUGGCAUUGCCUGGACUACGUUUUUGAAACCGACCCCUCUGAGCCGCGGGAGGUGAAAGCUCGCAAGGUUCUCUGCGAACUACAAGAGAAGACUACGGUGUAUCAACAGUUCCGCAAGAUGCGUGCAUCACCGUCAAUGCUCAAGCACGUUGGACAACGGCCCCCACGAAGAGUUGAUAGGAAUAUAAAUUCAGGCGCAUCGUCGGUCAGUGCACAGCAUGGGGAUGCAGGGGGCACAAAACCCUCUUUAAUCGGCAAAGUGCCUGUGCCUGAUGUCGUUUUUGCCGGGGUUUCCAAUGGCGAGGCUCUUUGGGCACUUCCUAAUUAUGGGAGUCCUGCGGGAAGUAGUGACUCGGGGGGUGUUCCAGGCCAAACCAACCCUGUUCAAAUGGAGAAUACAAAGAUGGAAUAUUCAAUGCCCGAAAUUGACUGGGAUGCGUUUGAUAUCUUGUUUCCACCGAAUGAAUCGGGUGAAAUGAUGCAACAGGCGUAUGAUAAUGUUGACAAGGUGCCUGUGUGAAUAGCGCAGGCCAUAUGGUAUGAUGGGAGUUUAUAGGAUAGGUAGUGACGAUAGCAAAGGUCACAGAUAGUAUAGAAUUUACUGGAAAUUUGGAUUACUCUACCUGCAGGAUUCGGAUAUAGAUAGAG